AUGGCGAACCUCUCUAAAUCGUUCAAUGCAGUCAACCCACUCGCACUUGCUGCUUUAUUGCAGCCGAACCCCAAACUUGACCGUAUCGUGAGCUUCCUAAAUUCGGUACCAGGCACCGAUAAAGUAUUAAUGUUUAUCCAAUAUUAUUCAAAGAUAGUCAUAUGGUCUCUCCUUCGACUUGGCAAGAAGGAGCUUGCAGAGAGAGUCGCCAACUUUGCUAAUCCUGUUGGUGAUUUCAGGAUACUACUUAGAUAUUAUGGGUUACUACCACUUGUUCAAUGGAUGAUACACAUCGAACAUAAUCCACCACCAUCAUCAACCUUAUUAUUUAUAAAUCGCUUACAGAACCUCACAAUGAUUCUCUACUAUCCAUUGGAACAUAUCUGGUGGCUUGCAUACCACAAAGUCAUCGACGUCGCAGAAUCUAAAAUGAACAGAAUAGGUAUUUGGAGCUGUCGCUUUUGGGCCGCUUACGUCUUUUUGGAAUUUUGGGCAUUGGCCGAACAAUGGAAGUUAUUAAAGAAGAGAGAGAGAAGUAUUGUCAAGAAAGUAGAUGCCCAAGAAGUAGACAUUUUGAGGGAACAACAGGCAGUCCGAACGGAAAAGGAACAGAUCGUUAGAUCUACUUUGAUUAACGUCGGUUAUCUACCGUUGACCAUACAUUGGUCUCUCGAAAAUUCCUCAUUCCCCGACGUGGGCGUAGGUUUCUUUGGUACUCUCGCCGCUGUCUACCAGACGAUCGGAUGUUGGAAAUCCACCGCUUAG
This is a messenger RNA of Paraglomus occultum, 765 nucleotides long. NCBI's taxonomy places the organism in Eukaryota, Fungi, Glomeromycota, Glomeromycetes, Paraglomerales, Paraglomeraceae. The record is from the annotation of a GenBank genome assembly.